This is a messenger RNA of Nomascus leucogenys (northern white-cheeked gibbon), 4914 nucleotides long. RefSeq names its product methylthioadenosine phosphorylase (gene MTAP). Gene Ontology annotation, cellular component: cytosol. Lineage: Eukaryota; Metazoa; Chordata; Mammalia; Primates; Hylobatidae. Gene Ontology annotation, molecular function: S-methyl-5-thioadenosine phosphorylase activity. The record is from RefSeq and is a predicted model, not a curated record. Gene Ontology annotation, biological process: nucleoside metabolic process.
CUCCGCACUGCUUACUCCCGCGCGGUGAGGUGGGCAUAGCUGCCGCUCUGUGGCUCGCUUGGUUCCCUUAGUCCGGAGCGCUCGCCCACUGCAGCUUCCUUUCCCGUGCAGACAUGGCCUCUGGCACCACCACCACCGCCGUGAAGAUUGGAAUAAUUGGUGGAACAGGCCUGGAUGAUCCAGAAAUUUUAGAAGGAAGAACUGAAAAAUAUGUGGAUACUCCAUUUGGCAAGCCAUCUGAUGCCUUAAUUUUGGGGAAGAUAAAAAAUGUUGAUUGCGUCCUCCUUGCAAGGCAUGGAAGGCAGCACACCAUCAUGCCUUCAAAGGUCAACUACCAGGCGAACAUCUGGGCUUUGAAGGAAGAGGGCUGUACCCAUGUCAUAGUGACCACAGCUUGUGGCUCCUUGAGGGAGGAGAUUCAGCCCGGUGAUAUUGUCAUCAUUGAUCAGUUCAUUGACAGGACCACUAUGAGACCUCAGUCCUUCUAUGAUGGAAGUCAUUCUUGUGCCAGAGGAGUGUGCCAUAUUCCAAUGGCUGAGCCGUUUUGCCCCAAAACGAGAGAGGUUCUUAUAGAAACUGCUAAGAAGCUAGGACUCCGGUGCCACUCAAAGGGGACAAUGGUCACAAUCGAGGGACCUCGUUUUAGCUCCCGGGCAGAAAGUUUCAUGUUCCGCACCUGGGGGGCGGAUGUUAUCAACAUGACCACGGUUCCAGAGGUGGUUCUUGCUAAGGAGGCUGGAAUUUGUUACGCAAGUAUCGCCAUGGCGACAGAUUAUGACUGCUGGAAGGAGCAUGAGGAAGCAGUUUCGGUGGACCGGGUCUUAAAGACCCUGAAAGAAAAUGCUAAUAAAGCCAAAAGCUUACUGCUCACUACCAUACCUCAGAUAGGGUCCACAGAAUGGUCAGAAACCCUCCAUAACCUGAAGAAUAUGGCCCAGUUUUCUGUUUUAUUACCAAGACAUUAAAGUAGCAUGACUGCCCAGGAGAAAAGAAGACAUUCUAAUUCCAGUCAUUUUGGGAAUUCCUGCUUAACUUGAAAAAAAUAUGGGAAAGACAUGCAGCUUUCAUGCCCUUGCCUGUCAAAGAGUAUGUUGUAAGAAAGACAAGCCAUUGUGUGUAUUAGAGACUCCUGAAUGAUUUGGACAACUUCAAAAUACAGAAGAAAAGCAAAUGACCGGUAAACAUAUGGGUAAAAAUAUUACAUUUUAAGGGGGAAAAAAAAACCGUUCUCUUCUCCCCCUAUUAAAUUUGCAACAAUAAAGGGUGGAGGGUAAUCUCUACUUUCCUAUACUGCCAAAGAAUGUGAGGAAGAAAUGGGACUCUUUGGUUAUUUAUUGAUGCGACUGUAAAUUGGUACAGUAUUUCUGGAGGGCAAUUUGGUAAAAUGCAUCAAAAGACUUAAAAAUAUGACGUACUUUGUGCUGGGAACUCUGCAUCUGGGAAUUUCUCUUUAAAACCAUAUCAGAGAUACGUACAAAGAAUUAUAUAUAAAGAAGGGUGUUUAAUAAUGAUAGUUAUAAUUAUAAAUAAUUAAAACAAUCUGAAUACCCAGCAAUUGGAGGUAAAUUAUGUCUUAGUUAUAAUUAGAUUGUGAAUGAGCCAACUGAAAAUCCUUUUUGCAUAUUUUAAUGUCCUAAAAAGACAUGAUUGCUCUAUAUAUGAAAUGAAAAAAGGAUAUGGUAGCAUUUUAUAGUACUAGUUUUGCUUUAAAAUGCUACGUAAAUAUACAAAAAAAGUAGAAAGAAAUAUAUAUAACCUUGUUAUUGUAUUUGGGGGAGGGAUACUGGGAUAAUUUUUAUUUUCUUUGAAUCUUUCUGUGUCUUCACAUUUUUCUACAAUGAAUAUAAUCAUAGUAAAGUUGUAAAGUUGUUGUAAAAAUAAAAAUGGAUUUAGAAAGAUCCAGUUCUUUAAAACACUGUUUCUGGUAAUGAAGCAGAAUUUAAGUUGGUAAUAUUAAGGUGAAUGUCAUUUAAGGGAGUUAAAUCUUUAUUCUGCUAAAGAAGAGGAUCAUUGAUUUCUCUAGAGUCAGAACAGCACUUGGGUUUGCAACAGCUUUCUGAGAAAAGCUAGGUGUUUAAUAGUUUAACUGAAAGUUAAACUAUUUAAAAGACUAAAUGCACAUUUUAUGGUGUCUGAUAUUUUAAAAAGUAAUGUUUGAUUCUCCUUUUUAUGAGUUAAAUUAUUUUAUACGAGUUGGUGAUUUUUGCUUUUUAAUAAAGUGGAAGCUUGCUUUUUUAACUCUUUUUUUAAUUGUUAAUUGUAUAGAAAUGCUUUUUGUUGGCCGGGCACGGUGGCUCACCCCUGGCCGAGACGGGCAGAUCACAAGGUCAGGAGAUCAAGACCAUCCUGGCUAAUGCGUUGAAACCCAGUCUCUACUAAAAAUAUAAAAAAUUAGCCGGGCGUGGUAGUGGGCACCUGUAGUCCCAGCUACUUGGGAGGCUGAGGCAGGAGAAUGGUGUGAACCUGGGAGGCGGAGCUUGCAGUGAGCAGAACUUGCAGUGAGCUGAGCUUGCGCCACUGCACUCCAGCCUGGGCAACAGAGCAAGACUCCGUCUCAAAAAAAAAAAAAGAGAGAGAGAAAUGCUUUUUGUUUUCUUCAGUUUUUUAUCAUGGGGAGAUCUUUUUCCUAAGAAUUAUUUUCUUUUCACUGUAGGCUAUUACAGGAUACUUUAGGAUCAAGAUACAGAACCUUUUAUUUAAAGAGUUUGUAAAGUCAAUGUGUUUGUUUGUGUCUCUGAGAUUGACUUCAAGAUAAUAAGCUGCUAAUUGUAAACAAAACAGUUACCCUCCAGUAUUAAUAUGACUCAUUAGUGUGAGCCAUUUGGGUCAAGUAUGAUUAUGACCCUUGGAUUCCCUGAUGUAGUAUUAAAUUUCAACUCUGGUUAUCCAUUAGCAAUCCGUAGAGAACUUAAUGAACCUGAACCCAGGCUUCUCUAGCUCUGUAACCUGUGAUUGUUUUCACUACAAUAUGAUACAUAGAUGGUACCUUACUUUUCCUCAUUCUUAGUAGGUGUCUAAGAAUGUCAGGGCAAAAAUAUGGGCAUUUUUCUUGCUAUAUUCGGAAAGUACGGUUCUCUCCAACUUGCAGAGGUACUUUUCUUGAUUAAAUAGCCUUCUCUAGCAACAUCGUUUUCAGACUAACCAAAUGAAUGCAGUAUACUCUUUUCUUUGUUCCCAAUCAUUCACUCCUUAUGCAAAGCCAAUAUAAUUUUCCUCAUACCUUAUGCUUGACGAUAUUGUUGAAGAGCACUUCCUGGAACACUUCUCACUUGUGAUGAUGUACUAAUUUUUUUUUUUUUUAAUUUAAGCUAGUAUAUUAAGUGAACACCACGGUCAGUUGUGAGCAUUUUGGUUUCCCCAAAGGAUGGAUGAUGAGCAUCAUGGGAAAGCUGUAGUUUAGUGACUUAGCCCUUAGUGAUUAAUAGAUUUACAUGUACGUAGAAGUCUUUGUUGGCAUUAUAAUCUGCUGUUGUGUUUGGCAUCGAUUUUCAUGGUUUUGAGAAUGACAUCCUGGCCCUGUGGUUCCCGAGGGUCAUGGUCCUUGUGACCUGGCCCCUGUUCACUGCCCCCUUCGCAAGCACGAGUCGCUGUGCAGGGCUGGAGGUAGCUACCAUGGCUUGUUUCAAGGAAGGAAUCUCCAGGACAGUGGCACCCUCAGGAACGGAGGACGGUGAACUUCCCUGAAGAGGGAGUGACUAAGGUGACCUCCAACCUGCCCUGAGCCAGCCGCCCUGCAGGUGCCACGUGAGCCUGCUCUGGCAUCCACAGGAUGCUCCUGGAGCCUCUUCUCUGGCUGCUACCUCAGGGGCAUGGUUGUGGCCACACCAACACCUGUUUUCCAAAUAAUUACUCAUUCUUGUGACAGUGGCCUGAACAUGUUUUUAAUUUUCUCAGCAAGCAUUUAGCCAGCACUUACCCUGUGAAACAAUUUAAUAAGGUUUCAAGGAGUAUCUGCUGGUUUAGGAAGUCAUGAAAUGAGGAGUUCUUGCCACAUUUGCAGAGUCCCUCCUUGAUAUGGUUUGGCAGUGUCCCCACCCAAAUCUCAUCUUGAAUUGUAGUUCCCAUAAUCCCCACAUGUUGUGGGAGGGACCCAGUGGGAGGUAAUUGAAUCAUGGGGGUGGUUACCCCCAUGCUGCAGUUCUCAUGAUAAUGAGUUCUCACAAGGCCUGUUGGUUUUAUAAGGGGCUUUUCCCCCUUUUGCUCAGCACUUCUUCCUGCCAUCAUGUGAAGAAUGACGUGUUUGUUUCCCCUUCUGCCAUGAUGGUAAGUUUCCUGAGGCCUUCCCAACUAUGUGGAACUGUGAGUUAAUUAAACCUCUUUCCUUUAUAAGUUACCCAGUCUUGGGCAUUCCUUUACAGCAGCAUGAGAACGGACUAAUACACUCCUCAAAUGUUUUGAAGAUUGUUGCACCUUGGAACUACCAGUGUGCACAGAAUCUGGCUCAAUGUAUAUGUAUUGGCCUAGCAAGGCAAAGAACUGAAGUUCCAAGAUGGAAGAACCUGUGUUCUCCUCAUAAUAGUAUAGAAUAAUUCAAGAUAGGCAAGAAGGACAGCAGUAAAUGAAGACCAUGGAAGAAAAGAAGGAAUGCCUAAGAUCGAGGAAAUCUACCAAGACUAGUAGAGUAGUCCAGAGAAAGCCAUUUCAGGGCCUGUUGCCAGUAUGCCUUUGAGAACCUCGGGAUCCUGAAGAAUGAGGGGAAUUUCUUCAGAAAGACAAUCUCAGCAUGCAUUAUUUCUUUGUUUUGGAGAUUCACUCAUGUUGUUGCAUGCAUCUGUAGCUUGUGCCCUUUUUAUUGCCUAGUAGUAUUCUGUCAUAUGCCUAUGUUACAAUUUGAUUAUCUAUUCACCUGUUGAUGAAUGUUUGAAUUUUUUGCAUUUGAAGAAUUUUAUGAAUAAAGCUGCUAUAAGCAUGAAA